Messenger RNA from Closterium sp. Yama58-4, 4014 nucleotides. The record is from the annotation of a GenBank genome assembly. Lineage: Eukaryota; Viridiplantae; Streptophyta; Zygnematophyceae; Desmidiales; Closteriaceae.
AUGGAUCAGGCGGCAUUUGACGCGUUGAUGCAGCAAGUGGCGGAGAUGUCGGCAGGCAUGAAGGCGUUAACGACAGAGGUGGAGAGACUACGUGAAGAAAACAACGAGCUACGCCAGGCGCGAGGUGAAGCGCGCCAGGAGUCGCCCGCUGAAGAAGGCGAGAGCACUGGUCAAGCGGUGAGCGGCAAUCCGUUGGAGGAGCUCACACGCGGCUUCGAAGAAGAAGAUAGGCAGCGAGCGGCGGCAGCGACAACAGUUGCAGUGACAACAAUCAAGAUAAAGCCUACGAGCCCGCCCCCGUUCAACCCUACCGACAAGAACACUACUGUUAAGGGGUGGUUGUUCGGCGUGGAGGUGUUCUUCACUGCAGCGAACGUCAACGACGACGCCACGCGUAUUAAUUACGCGGUAUCGCUUCUGCGAGGCCCGGCGCUUGAGUGGUGGCGACGAACCUUGGACACGGGGACCCCGACAGGUGUGACACAUGCGGCAGACGGGACUUCGGACUCUGCUAUUGGGAGGGCAUCAUCGAUAUUCGGUGUGGCCACAAUUCGCACGUGGAAGCAGUGGGGCGCAGCCUUACGAGAGCGUUUCGAGCAUGUAUCCGCCUCGGAACACGCUCGCAUGAAGCUGCGUACCUGGUCACAGUUGGCUUCUGUUCAAGACUACACAGCGUCGUUUAUGGCGCUCGCGGAUCAAGUGGACGACAUGGCGGAAGCUGAACGGUUGGAUAAAUACAUCAGCGGCUUGAAGUAUGAGAUACAGUACGAGCUGGACAGGUGUCUGCCCGAAAUUGACGCCCGCCUCGUGGAUGGGACGCCUCUGGCGAUUUUGGAAGAAACACGGACGGUGCGGAUUGAGUGCGGCGACGAUUUCGGCUUCAGCAUGAAGUUUCUCGCGACGACGUUGGACGGAUGCGACGUGCUCCUGGGACGCGAUUGGCUGCGACGGCACAACCCGGUAAUCGAUUGGACGACGGGAUCGUGCAGCAUCAGCAAGGACGGGAAGCUGAUUACUCUGCCCGCGUGGACUCCGGACUGCAUCGAGUCUACAUGCGUCAAAGCCAUCACGAUUACACGCCACGUCAACAGGGGUGCGCAACUGUUCGCCGUAUGCUUGCGCGAGUUGGCAGCCGACACUGACGGAAACGACAUCGAGAAGCUGUGCGCAGCUGUACCACCUGAUUUAGCGGAGCUGAUUCGACAGUACCCCGACAUUUUCCCGGACGAUUUGCCACCUGGCCUACCACCCGAGAGACCCGAAGACCACAAAAUCCAGCUGGAACCUGGCGCGCAUCCGACUGUUCGUACACAGUGGCGGUUGACUCAGCCCGAACUCGCGGAGCUUCGAAGUCAACUUGAGUCACUGUUGGAGAAGGGCUUCAUCCGACCCAGUACUUCGCCCUUCGCCGCACCGAUCCUGUUCACACCGAAGAAGGACGGCGGCAUUCGCAUGUGCAUCGACUAUCGCGCACUCAAUCGGGUUACCAUCAAGUCUCGCUAUCCCAUCCCACGCACCGACGACCUCCUCGACCAACUUCGCGGCGCUCGCUACUUCUCAAAGAUUGACCUACGCGGCGGUUACCACCAAAUCAGAGUAUUCGCUGACGAUUGUCACAAGACCGCCUUCCGAACCCGCUACGGCAGUUACGAGUUCACCGUGAUGCCUUUCGGCCUCACGAAUGCGCCAUCAACAUUUCAACGCACCAUGAACAGGGUAUUUCGCGACCUGCUAGACAAGUGUGUUAUCGUCUACUUGGACGAUAUUCUGAUUUUUAGCAGGACACGCGAGCAGCACCUCCGCGACCUCGACACAGUGUUUAAGCGGUUGCAGGAGAACCGCCUCAUCACCAAAGGCUCUAAGUGCGAGUUCUUUAAGCAAGAGUUGGAGUUUUUGGGGCACGUCAUCUCACGCGACGGCAUCAAAAUCGACCCGAAGAAAAUCAAGACUAUUCAGGAAUGGAAGGCCCCGACUAAUGUCACAGAACUUCAGAGUUUUCUGGGGUUUGUGAAUUAUGUCCGGCGGUUUAUCCCGAAUAUGGCGGGGAUAACCGGCCCGCUGACCGACCUGCUGCACAAGGAUAGGAAUUUCGUGUGGGGGGAAGAGGCUGAGGCGGCUUUUCAGGAGUUGAAGCAGUUACUGGUGUCCCCUCCGGUUCUUCGCAUCGCCGACCCAUCCAAGCCGUUCGAAGUCGUCACCGACGCUUCAGAUUUCGCCAUCGGCGCAGUGCUGCUCCAGGAUUUUGGCAACGGCUUACAACCGAUUGCCUAUGAGUCACGCAAGUUGCAGGCAGCCGAGCGCAACUACCCGAUUCACGACAAGGAGAUGCUCGCCAUCAUUCACGCGUUUAAACUGUGGAGAUGCUACCUGACUGGCGCCGACGUCACUGUUCGCACCGAUCAUAAAUCCCUACAGUACCUUCGAGCGCAACCCAACCUCAACCCACGACAAAUCCGGUGGCUCGAUUACAUGGAGUCACACUUCCACUACAGGAUCACCUACAAGAAGGGCGCGAACAAUAUUGCCGACGCCCUGACCCGACCGACAGUCCAAUCCGCUGCUGUGCUGAUCACCCAUUCGAACCCGCUUCUUUCGGGACUAUUCACCCACGGCUACACUACGGACCCGUUCUUCACGACUGGAAAUCACCAGCAGGCGACGACGCAGAAAGGGAAUUAUUACCUAAAGGCCGGAACUGACCGGAUUUGGGUUCCCGCUUACCGGCUGCUGCGCGAACUCCUUAUUCAGGAGGUCCAUGAUUCCAACCUCUUCGGGGUUGAUAAAACCCAGAAGUUGUUGCACCGUCAGUAUUAUUGGCCUGAUUCUGCUAACGACGUGCAGCGAUAUGUGUCCUCAUGCAGGGUGUGCCAAGCCAUGAAAUCGACACGUCAGCGGCCAGCUGGGUUGCUGCAACCUCUCGAGCCACCCGAACGACCAUGGCAACAGGUGACGAUGGACUUCGUCACGGGGCUGCCAGCUGGGCCGUCCGGCAACGACGCUGUACUCGUCGUCGUCGAUCGCCUCACAAAAAUGGCGCAUUUCGCACCUUGUCGCACGACAAUCACCGCCGAAGAAACUGCACGCCUCUUCAUCUCCACCGUUGUGCGACUACACGGCAUCCCAUCGGCGAUCAUCAGCGACCGGGACCCAAAGUUCACAUCGAAAUUUUGGAAGGAGACGUGGGCGCAGUACGGAACGAAGCUACAGUUCUCGUCGGCAUACCACCCGCAAACCGACGGCCAGACCGAGCGGACCAAUCAGACGAUGGAGCAGCUGAUCAGGACAAACUGCCCCGACCCCGCUCGCUGGGAACAUUCGCUCGCCAUGCUGGAAUUCGCGUUCAACAACGCUCCGUCCAGCACGACUAAUCACUCCCCGUUCUUCCUGAAUUACGGGAUGGACCCGGUGGUACCUACAACGACUACACUUGACAACCCGGUCCCGAGGUCACAAACAUUUGUGACAAAACUCCAAGAAAUUCGCGAGAAGGCUGCGGACGCAAUUCGCAAGGCGAAUACCACUUCCCGCAAAUACACCGACCUUUUACGACGGGAACUCGUCUUGGCAGCUGGGCAACUAGUACUACUGGACACGAAGAACCUGCACCUGCCCGGCCCAUCGAAGUUACGGCCACGAUUCUGUGGGCCUUUCAGGAUCCUCAAGAUGGUGACACCUGUCACCGCGAAGCUGCUACUACCCGACGACUGGCGUAUUCACGACGCCUUCCACGUCAGCUUAUUACGCAAGUUCGUGCCUGCCACAACAGACAUCGCGCGCCAGAACGCCGUCCCGACAGCUCGACCUGUCCCGGAACCGACACUCGACCCGUCCAAGAUUUUGGCGCAUCGUGUUCGGCUCGACGCUUCGGGACGCCACGUGGACUUUCUUAUCCGUUGGACUGACCGCACCAGUGAGGACGACACAUGGGUGCCAUCCGCCUCACUUGAAACUUCCCCGCUUCUUGGUGAUUACCUCGCCCGCAAGCGAGCUGUGGAUGUUGACCACCUUUCUUAA